Molecule: messenger RNA, 1416 nt
Organism: Neltuma alba
Lineage: Eukaryota; Viridiplantae; Streptophyta; Magnoliopsida; Fabales; Fabaceae
Product: tyrosine/DOPA decarboxylase 1-like
Biological process (GO): amino acid metabolic process; carboxylic acid metabolic process
Cellular component (GO): cytoplasm
Molecular function (GO): pyridoxal phosphate binding; carboxy-lyase activity
Source: RefSeq, a predicted model, not a curated record
AUGAAUCCCCUCGACCUAGACGAAUUCAAGAGGCAAGGUUACAUGAUGAUUGACUCACUCGUUGAUUAUUAUCGUAAUGUGGCUAACUUCCCAGUUCUGAGCCAAGUUCAACCUGGUUACCUCCGAAAAAUGCUGCCAUCCUCUGCUCCAAGUAAACCUGAAACCUUUGAAACCAUACUCCGGGAUGUUCAAGACCACAUCGUCCCAGGAAUCACACAUUGGCAGAGUCCUAACUACUUUGCGUACUUCCCCAGCAGUAGCAGUACCGCAGGUUUCAUGGGCGAGAUGUUAAGCAUGGGGUUUGGUGUUGUCGGGUUCAAUUGGAUUUCAUCACCUGCUGCGACUGAACUUGAAAGCAUCGUCAUGGAUUGGCUUGGACAAGCUCUGAAACUCCCAGAGAGUUUUCUUUUUUCAAGUAACGUUGGAGGCGGCGUUUUGUUAGCGACAACCUGUGAGGCCAUUUUGUGUACCCUUGUGGCUGCAAGAGAUGAAAAGCUUCGCCAUGUGGGGAAGGAGAACCUAAAGAAGCUUGUCGUUUAUGGGUCUGAUCAAACUCAUAGUGCUUUUCAAAAAGCUGCUCAUGUGGCAGGAAUCCACCCAGAAAAUCUCAGGGUCAUCAAAACCAACAAGUCAGGUUCAUUCGCUUUGUCACCACAUUCACUCCGUUCUGCAGUAACCAAGGACGCGGAAAAUGGGCUGGUUCCUUGUUUUCUUUGUGUGACUGUGGGAACUACGACAACUACUGCUGUUGAUCCUAUUGGCCCAUUAGGUGACGUGGCAAAGGAGUAUGGCAUUUGGGUCCAUGUGGACGCUGCUUAUGCAGGUGGGGCCCUUAUUUGCCCUGAGUUCAGGCAUUUCAUCAUUGAUGGAAUUGCAGGGGUCAACUCGUUUAGCUUCAAUGCACAUAAAUGGUUUUUCACUAAUUUGACUUGUUGUUGCCUUUGGGUGAAAGAUUCUUCUUCUUUGACAAAUUCCCUCUCAACAAAUCCUCAUUACCUGAGAAACAAAGCUUCAGAAUCAAGCCAAGUGAUCGACUACAAAGAUUGGCAGAUAGCAUUAAGCAGGAAAUUUCAGUCCCUGAAACUAUGGUUUGUGCUUCGCAGCUAUGGCCUGGACCUCAGAAACUUCCUCCGCAAGCAUGUGAAAAUGGCCAAAACUUUUGAAAACCUUGUGAAGCAGGAUAAGAGGUUUGAGGUAUUUGUGCCAAGGUAUUUUUCUCUGGUUUGCUUUAGGGUUUCACCUGAUCAUGAGCUCAACGGGAAAAUCAUAAACGAUGAUGAUGAACAUCUUGUGAACGAAAUCAACAGUAAAUUGCUGGAUUUAAUCAACGGUUCAGGCAAAGUGUUUAUGACUCAUGGUAAGGUCGACGGCUUUGUGAUUAGGUGCGCGAUUGGUGCCACAUUAACUGAGGAACAA